Cooperia oncophora is the source of this 213-nucleotide messenger RNA. Lineage: Eukaryota; Metazoa; Nematoda; Chromadorea; Rhabditida; Trichostrongylidae. The record is from the annotation of a GenBank genome assembly.
AUGCACCUACAACUAUUUGGCAGGCCCUGUUCUGUGAUGACAAGCAAUUGCAGAUGCAAAAGUUCUACAAAGAACAUUAUGGCCCUGUAUGGGAAACUGCAAGAAGGAGAGAACAAGAAUGGAAAGCAAUACAUUCAGCGAGAACAGCGAACGGUAAUGCGAACAAUAAUCAUAAAUAACAAUAACUCUAAGCAAUACGUUUUUACCAUUUGA